Molecule: messenger RNA, 291 nt
Organism: Paramecium primaurelia
Lineage: Eukaryota; Ciliophora; Oligohymenophorea; Peniculida; Parameciidae
Source: the annotation of a GenBank genome assembly
AUGAAUUAAAUUAAAUAAUAAUAAUAACACUUUUUGAACAUCUUAAGGUAAUAUUAAGAAAGAUUAGUUGAAUUGACAAAUAAAAAUGAAAGUAAAACUCACUUGAUCAUAGAAUUACUGAAUAAGGAAGAAUAAUUGCAAUUAUAGAUAAGAUAGAUGCAGAUAACAAUAGAUCGAUUAACAGAAGAAAAUAACCAAUUAAAGUCAGAUAUGUUACCUUAUGGCUCUAUUAGUGAAGUUAAAUAAUUAGUUGAAUAAUUUAAAUAAAUACAUGCUGAAUUAUCUCAGUGA